Messenger RNA from Parus major (Great Tit), 1594 nucleotides. RefSeq names its product basic leucine zipper ATF-like transcription factor 3 (gene BATF3). Gene Ontology annotation, molecular function: DNA-binding transcription factor activity, RNA polymerase II-specific; RNA polymerase II cis-regulatory region sequence-specific DNA binding. The record is from RefSeq and is a predicted model, not a curated record. NCBI's taxonomy places the organism in Eukaryota, Metazoa, Chordata, Aves, Passeriformes, Paridae. The transcript has 3 exons. Gene Ontology annotation, biological process: regulation of transcription by RNA polymerase II. Bases 16 to 420 code for a protein of 134 amino acids. Gene Ontology annotation, cellular component: nucleus.
UUUAUCCCAGCACGGAUGCCGUGUCCUCACCCCCAUGACCCUGGGCUGAGCUGGCUGUCCCUCAUGUGGGGCUGCCGCCGCUUCAGAGAGCCGAUGUCACAGGAGCGCGGCGGGCGGGAGCGGCCGGAGAGUCACGAAGAAGAUGACAGAAAAGUAAGGAGAAGAGAAAAAAAUCGAGUUGCUGCACAGAGGAGCCGGAAGAAGCAAACUCAGAAAGCAGAUAAACUUCACGAGGAAUAUGAGUCUCUCGAGCAAGAAAAUACCUCCCUGAAAAGAGAAAUUGGAAAGCUAACAGAUGAAAUGAAACACUUGAGUGAAGUGUUGAAGGAUCAUGAAAAGAUCUGUCCACUAUUGCACUGCACCAUGAACUUCGUGACCAUACCAAGGCCUGAUGCACUUGCCAGCUGCCUACCCAGAUGAGUGCUCUCCUCAAUCACCUCUAAAUGUGAUGUGUGAAAGUGCCAUUAACAGGAGUUUUGAAGAACUGCCCACUUAGUGUGCAGCUCUUCCAUUGAGCAGGGCUGGACUGACCAUGCAGCUCUUCUCCACUUUGAAAUGUCACAGUCUUCUGAAUCUCAGGAAAACACCAGAAUGGAAAAAAAAAGACAAUUUGAACAGCAGCUUCUAACUUGGUAGACUCUUCAAGUCACGGUUUUGCCUUCAGAAAUGUCUAAGUGCCGUGCAGCCCACUGUGGAGCAAUGGAAUGUAGACAGGGAAAAGUACCGACCUCAGACUGGGAUGCCUUUCUCCCACACAUCCACUGCCAGUAACCCUUUGUCACUUGUCACCCAUGUAUGUCAUGAUCUGGCUGCUGGGUUUUAUCUCUCUAAACAGGUUUGGUUAAUAAAAGUGAUAUCUUUAUAAUGCUCUCCACCUUCUUCAAUAAUCAAUGUCUUUUAUAGCAUUUCUGCUUUUCAUUUGCUGGUCAAUGCCAAAGUCUAAUGCUAAUCUUCCUGUAAGUUGUUCUGUUAUUUACUUAUCACCUCUUCAUUGGUUCCUCUUUUGAAGUGUGUGUAACAAAAGAGUUUUUUCUUAGUCCUUAAUAUUCCAAAUCAUCAGCCCUGCUGGCAUUAGUCCUUGGAGCAUUUUAUAUCCUAAAAUAUGGCUUGGCCAGUUUCUGAUGGUGAUUGCUCUGUGUGGAAGGAAAACAAGCAGAGUUAGAUGAUUUUAAACAUUGUUUUAAAAAGCAGAUUUUAAAAUUUAUUCUUUUAAUGCACUCACUGGAAAUGAACAAAUAUCUUCAUCCUUCCUUCGUCUUGCUUAUUGCCUCUGGAAGAUUAUGUCUGUGGAUUGAGUUUUGCUAAGCAUUUUGUUCUACAUCCACGCUGAAGUUGUCUGAUAAUUGUUUGAAAGAAAAACAUUCUGUUUUCUAUAACUUUUUCUUUUUAGUUACAAAAAGGAAGUAUGAUUGCAAUGUUACUGAGAAAUAGACAGAAAAAUGUGUUUACUUUCUCUGAAGAUUCCUAGUAGUGUCAGCCUCUAGAAAUGUGGAUGCUGUAGCUUGGGAUCCAGCAAAGAGUCUUUUUCUCACAGUAUUUCCCAGUCAAAGAGCACCUUUGGAUAAUAAAAAUUUCCUCCCCAUUGCCAACUCUC